AUGGAAAAUAAUACACCUUAUAUGAAUCUACUCUUUAGUCAAACUCAGACACCCGUGGACCUUGAUUCACCCGAACCUUUAUGGUUCGGUAGCCAAGGUCCUAGGGAGUCUGUUGUCCCUCCUGUAGUCGAGCCUGUAGUCGAGUCUGGUGGUGAGUCUGGUCUGAGGAGGAAGUGGACUUCGAUGGAGGAUAAGAUCCUUAUUGGUGCUUGGCUUAACACCAGUAAGGAUCCUAUCAUCAGCAAUGAGCAGAAAGCUGGUUCUUUCUGGAGGCGGAUUGUAGAUUACUACAAUGCAAGUCCGCAGCUGGUUGGGACCGUACCGAGAGAGCUAGGUUCCUGCAAGCAGAGGUGGGGGAGGAUCAACACAGAAGUAUCCAAGUUUACAGGAUGCUAUGAUGCGGCUUUGAGGGAGCAGAGAAGUGGCCAAAAUGACGAUGAUGUGAUGAAGGCGGCGUUGGAAAUUUUCUUCAAAACUACCGAGUCCAAGUUCAGCAUGGAUCACUGCUGGAGGGAGCUGAGGCAUGACCAAAAGUGGUGCUCUGUCUACGGGCCGAAGGAGGGUGGAAAGGAAAAGCGUAAACAAGUGAUUGACGUUGAUAGAGAAGAAGAGGAAGCCGGCGAACCAGAAGGUCGACCUCCCGGGGUUAAGGCUGCCAAAGCUGGUAUCAAGAAGAAGAAAAGUGGUAGAGAGGAGGAGCUGGGGAAGCUUCAGGGGGUUUUAGAAGUCAAAGAAAAAUUGUCUAGAGCUAAGAUUCUAGAUCGUUUACUCGCGAAGAAGGAGCCUUUAACUGAGAUGGAAACUAAUCUAAAAAUGAAACUAAUGUCUGAAAUGCUUUGA
Molecule: messenger RNA, 840 nt
Organism: Brassica napus (rape)
Lineage: Eukaryota; Viridiplantae; Streptophyta; Magnoliopsida; Brassicales; Brassicaceae
Product: glutathione S-transferase T3-like
Exons: 1
Coding region: 1-840 (279 amino acids)
Source: RefSeq, a predicted model, not a curated record